AUGGACGAGAAGCGGAUCGAGAAGGAGUUCCUGGCGGCCCGCCCGCCGCUGGCGUACGCCAAGCUUCAGGGUAUGAUCGACGAAGACCGGCCGUUCGAAGCCUUCAUCACGCAGCUGCCCGUCAAAUUUGGCCGUGGCGCGCAGGCAGGCCAUGCGAUUAGCCUCGGCGACCUCAUGUCCGUGUCUCGCCAGCAUGCGUCAAUCAACUGGAACGCGGAGCGCAGCUGCUUUGAGCUCACGUGCUUGGGGAAGAAUGGCAUGCACGCUGGCGGCAAGCGGAUCGAGCAAAAAGAGGUCGUCGUGCUCACGCCCAAGAUGCCACUGCGCAUUGGCGGCGCUCGCAUCUACUUUCUGCCCGCGGUCAAGCCCUCGACGUCAAUCAUGUCGGGUCUCAAGCUCAUCCAGAAGGCCUUUGAGAAAGCGAACCCAUCCAAGACCGUGGGUUUGAGCGUCGAGGAAGCGGUUGACGCCAUCUACAAUUGCUUCAAGGACAUUGAUUACGAGGUCGGCGGCCGGCAAAACCUGACCACGCUCGUCAAAUCCUACUUCGAGUGCCCCAACUCGACCUUCAAGCGAGUGAGCGUCUCGCCUGCUGGAGAGCUACGCUAUAUCCAUGUUCGGCCAGAAGGUGCAGACGAGCCCAAGAAGCGCCAAGGCACUGCGUCUGCCGAAAGCAAGAAGAAGCAAAAGGUCGCGACACAAGAGUCGCCAGCCACGACGGGGCUUGCGACGCCUGCCGAGCCGGCACCGUAG
Molecule: messenger RNA, 753 nt
Organism: Saprolegnia parasitica CBS 223.65
Lineage: Eukaryota; Oomycota; Saprolegniomycetes; Saprolegniales; Saprolegniaceae
Exons: 6
Coding region: 1-753 (250 amino acids)
Biological process (GO): regulation of ribosomal protein gene transcription by RNA polymerase II
Cellular component (GO): nucleus
Molecular function (GO): protein binding; sequence-specific DNA binding
Source: RefSeq, a predicted model, not a curated record